Messenger RNA from Paramecium octaurelia, 267 nucleotides. Lineage: Eukaryota; Ciliophora; Oligohymenophorea; Peniculida; Parameciidae. The record is from the annotation of a GenBank genome assembly.
AUGUAGAGUAUUGAAUAUCAUCCAAUUACUAAACUCAUUUUAAAUGGGGACACAAGCCCUAUUAAUGAAGAUGAUUAAAAAUUUAACCCCCCACUAAAAAGGUUCUCCAAUCAUAGCAUAGCACAUGAAAUUUCUAAAAACAAAACACAAAAAAGAAAAAGAAGCAUUCAGAUGUUCACCGACGAACUGAUUACAUGGAAUAAUUAUUUGCAUCACAAAUUUUAACACUCAGAUCAAGUAUCUCAUGGAAAUGGUAUGAUCAUAUGA